Fulvia fulva is the source of this 1056-nucleotide messenger RNA. Its product is annotated as UPF0676 protein. NCBI's taxonomy places the organism in Eukaryota, Fungi, Ascomycota, Dothideomycetes, Mycosphaerellales, Mycosphaerellaceae. The transcript has 3 exons. Gene Ontology annotation, molecular function: dioxygenase activity. The record is from RefSeq and is a predicted model, not a curated record. Bases 1 to 1056 code for a protein of 351 amino acids.
AUGCCCACUCUGGAUCUUAGCCUGUUUGACCAGCCAGGCGGCAAGGAAGAGUUGGUAGAGCAGCUCAGAUAUGCUGCUCAGCAUGUAGGCUUCUUCUAUGUCAAGAAUUUCGGCAUCUCCCAGCAAGAAGUCGACAACCAAUUCGCUCUUGGUCGGGAGUUUUAUGACCUGCCACUGGAGGAGAAGCUCAAAUACCACAACCUUGACGACCUGGAAAGAGGAGAGUACAACGGCUAUCGUCCGGCUGGGUUGAGAACCCUCAGCGAAGACCCCUUAAUCAGAGACAACAUCCAAGUCUACAACCUGCCCAAAUUCGACGGCCACCACAAGCGCGUCCACCCACCCGUCCUCCAAGACCAUAGCAAAGAGAUCGAAUCCUUUAGCCGCAAAUGCCACGAGAAGGUCGUCGUCAAACUGCUCAAGCUCUUCGCCCACCUGCUCGAGCUCCCAGACGAGGACCAACUCGUCCGCGACCAUGUAUACGACAUCAAGGGAGAAGACCACCUCCGCUACAUGCACUACCAAGCUCGUCCCCUCGAGGAAAGUCGUAUUGUCGGCGACCUCUACACCCCGGGCCACACCGACCUCGGAAGCAUUACGCUCCUAUUCAGACAACCCGUAGCAGCGCUGCAGAUUCUCAACUCGGCUGGGGAGUGGAAAUGGGUCAAGCCACGGGAUGAGACAAUCACUAUCAACAUCUGCGACGCCCUCUCCGCCCUGACUGGCGGCUACCUCAAAUCUUCCGUGCAUAGGGUCCGAGCACCGCCCGAGGACCGGGCACAUCUUGACCGCCUGGGAGUCUUGUUCUUUGCGAGACCCAACAAUCACAUCACCCUCGAUCCUAUCUCCAACAGUCCCUUACUACAAAGGCUGGGACUUACGGACAAUGAGUUCACGAAGUUGGGACAGCAUUUGACGAUGGAGGAGUGGGUAAAGGUGAGGCAGAGUCAGCAGCAGCGGAGGACAAAGGCGCCGAAGAUCGAGGGCUCGAGGUAUAAGUAUAGCGACCAGGAGUUGGAGAUAAUUCCAGGAUUGAAGGCAAAGAUCUACAAUUAG